Anopheles stephensi (Asian malaria mosquito) is the source of this 1757-nucleotide messenger RNA. It is a transcript of the gene PGAP5, whose product is annotated as metallophosphoesterase 1 homolog. Gene Ontology annotation, biological process: GPI anchor biosynthetic process. Gene Ontology annotation, molecular function: hydrolase activity. Bases 213 to 1337 code for a protein of 374 amino acids. The transcript has 3 exons. Lineage: Eukaryota; Metazoa; Arthropoda; Insecta; Diptera; Culicidae. The record is from RefSeq and is a predicted model, not a curated record.
AUUUUUCAAAUGACGUUUGUCAGCGGAUCUGUCAGCUUUAGUUUUGUUUACGAAAACAAUUCGAUCGAUGUUGUAAAAUUUGGUUUCAUAUCUCGUAUUUUUCCCGUUUUUCCACUGGACCAAACACACCGAGGCAUGAGUCGUGAUUGUUGACUAAAGCCUCAAUUAGAGCGUAAACGGGUGCCGCUAACCGCUUGCAGCCAGCAAUCGCCAUGAAGCUCAAAACACUUAUAUUCCGGCUACUGCUCAGUAUUGUAUCGUUGGUUGUGUUUAACGAGUUCGUUGUUUACUACAUUGUGCUGUUAAAAUGUCAAUGGCCAUCAAAACCGGCAUCAGUGAACGAAUUGGAACCAGUGAGCGUAAUGCUGCUCGCGGAUACCCAUCUACUAGGCCCCGUGCGAGGCCACUGGUUCGACAAGUUGCGGCGCGAAUGGCAAAUGCAUCGUGCCUUCCAAUCGGCCAUCACACUGUUCCAACCGGAAGCAGUCUUCAUCCUCGGGGACGUGUUUGACGAAGGGAAUUGGGUAAAUCAGAAAGAGUUCGACAACUACGUCGAACGCUACCGCCAACUGUUCCACACUCCGCGAGGCGUAGCGCUUCAUAGUAUUGUAGGCAAUCACGACAUUGGCUUCCACUACGCCACACGGCCCAACCUGGUGCAACGAUUCGGGGACCAGUUUAACAUCACAGGCGUAUCGUUGAUCAGCCUGAGAGGCGUGCAUUUCGUGGCGAUCAAUUCAAUCGCGAUGGAAGGCGAUGGGUGUUACCUGUGUGAGAAGGCAGAGAAAGAGCUAAAAUCGAUCGAGACAAUCUUCAAAUGUGGUAGAGGAAUUGGGCAGUGUAAGGAUGUGCCGAAGUUGGAAGAGUACAGCAGACCGAUUGUGCUGCAGCACUUUCCCAUGUACCGUGAGUCGGACAAAGAGUGUCAGGAGCAUGAUUCACCACACGUAGACCUGUACCGUGAACGAUGGGAAGUGCUAUCGAAGGAAUCGACCGAUUUGAUUGGAGAUUUGCUUAGCCCGAGGUUAGCUUUCAGUGGCCAUUCGCACCACUACUGCCAUAUGGUGAAGAAUCGUAUAAAGAUCGAAGAGUACACGCUACCUUCGUUUAGUUGGCGCAACAAAAACAAUCCCAGCUUCAUGUUGGCACGCAUAUCGCUAAAAGAGUACACCGUUUCACGGUGCCGUAUGCCGGAGGAAAACACCAUUGUAACGAUAUACCUCGUCGGAGGAAUUUUGAUACUGCUUGUGUCCACGCUGAAAAUAGCGGGCAUCAUCGGGCAACUGUGGUCCUUCCUUUGCCGUGGUCGCAAAGAUUACAAAAAACUUACCAAAUAGCUCAUCAUCGUACGCUCGAGCUCAAUUUAUUGUAGAUCGUAAGAAACGGAAGCGAAUUAUGGUAGAAAUAAUAGACGAUAUAGCGAAAUUAGGCACAUUUAUAUGGUUUGCUUAAAAAUGUGUUUUCCUCUAAUUUUACACCAAAAGUCAGAUGUUCAGAAACUGAUACGAUUUUUGUUAAAUUUAGCACUAAAUUCUCAUAUAUUUAUCAUUACAGAAAUAUUUUCAUUUGUAAAAAACAUAGUUCAAACCUGUGUUGAUUUCGCAUUGUUGAAAUGAUCUCUUUUAACGGACGAUUCAAAUUUCUAUCGUUGGCGUUUUUGACAUUUUGACACGGAGCUCACCAACACCAACGCAAACGCGCGCACUUUGUUGUCAAAAGACCGGACAUAAACAAUAAAAUUUACUUUCAUUUCAAAA